AUGUUUCUAACCAAGCUGCAAAAUGAUAGUGGUGAAGACCUGGGGAAAACGUCCUGCACAACUGAGAUCCAAGCUGCGUUUAUUCUUUCCUCCUUCUUGACCUUCUUCAGUGGACUCCUCAUCUUAUUCAUUUUCAGAAUAAUCUGGAAGAUCAUAAAAAAAUGGCAAAACAUCAAGGGAACAGGAAUUCUUUUGGAACUAAUCUUGUCCAAGAAAAUCAAUUUGAAUCAGUCAAGAAAUCUCUACCUCCAUGGAGUAUUUCGUGACCGUAUAGAAAUGUUGCUUUCGGCACAGACUGUUGUGGGGCAGGUGUUGAUGAUCCUUGUCUUUGUACUAAGCAUCGGGUCUCUUAUAAUCUAUUUCAUCAACUCUACUGACCCAGUUGGAAGCUGUUCUUCAUAUCAAGACAAAACCAUCCCUAUUGAUUUGACUUUCAAUGUUUUCUUUAGUUUCUAUUUUGGAUUAAGAUUUUUGGCAGCUGAUGACAAGAUCAAGUUCUGGAUGGAGAUGAAUUCAAUUGUAGACAUCUUUACCAUCCCACCAACCUUUAUUUCUUAUUAUUUGAAGAGUAAUUGGCUAGGUUUAAGGUUUUUAAGAGCGUUGCGGCUGCUAGAACUCCCUAAAAUCUUGCAAAUUCUGAGAGUCAUCAAGACCAGCAAUUCAGUGAAGUUUUCCAAACUGUUAUCAGUAGUUCUCAGUACUUGGUUCACAGCUGCAGGAUUCAUUCACCUGGUGGAAAAUUCUGGUGAUCCCUGGCUCAAAGGCAGAAAUUCACAGAAUAUAUCAUAUUUUGAGUCUAUUUACCUGGUCAUGGCAACAACAUCAACUGUUGGCUUUGGAGAUGUGGUGCCCAAGACAUCCCUAGGACGGACUUUCAUCAUGUUCUUCACCCUGGGGAGUUUGGUACUAUUUGCAAACUAUAUCCCUGAGAUGGUGGAACUUUUUGUUAACAAGAAGAAACACACCAGUUCCUAUGAAGUACUCAAAGGAAAGAAGUUCAUUGUGGUCUGUGGAAACAUCACAGUUGACAGUGUGACUGCCUUCCUAAGGAAUUUUCUUCGCCAUAAGUCAGGGGAAAUCAACACCGAGAUUGUUUUUCUGGGAGAGUCUCCUCCUUCUUUGGAAUUGGAAACCAUAUUUAAAUGCUACAUGGCCUACACAACUUUCGUUUUUGGAUCUGCACUGAAGUGGGAGGAUCUGAGGCGAGUUGCGGUGGACUCUGCAGAAGCAUGCCUGAUUAUAGCCAACCCUUUGUGCAGUGAUUCACAUGCUGAAGACACUUCAAACAUUAUGAGGGUGCUCUCUAUCAAGAACUAUAACCCUAACACCAGAGUCAUCAUACAGAUACUUCAAUCCCAUAACAAGGUUUUUCUGCCAAAGAUUCCCAGCUGGAACUGGGCUACUGGGGACAAUAUCAUCUGCUUUGCUGAAUUAAAGCUUGGAUUUAUUGCCCAAGGCUGUUUGGUGCCAGGCCUGUGCACUUUUCUCACAACUCUAUUCGUUGAGCAAAACAAAAAGGUUUCUCUUAAAAAGCCCUGGCAAAAAAAUUUUUUAAGCAGCCUGAAGAACAAAGUCCUGACUCAACGUCUCUCUGAUGACUUUGCUGGAAUGACUUUUCCUGAAGUUUCCCGGCUCUGUUUUGUGAAGAUGCACCUCAUGCUGAUAGCCAUCGAAUACAAAUCCAUGUUUUCCAGAGGAUUUUGUCUGAUACUAAAUCCAUCUGCAGAAGUAAAGCUACGUAAGAACACAUUAGGGUUCUUUAUUGCUGAAUCUAUAAAGGAAGUCAGAAGAGCCUUCCUUUACUGUGCCACCUGUCACGGUGAUGUGUAUACUCCUGAGCUAAUUGGACUAUGUAGCUGCAAAAGCAAGAGCUAUCAACAUUUCACAGAGACAACAGAAGUGCAAAAGAAAAGCACCAUGAGAGGAUUCCAUGAUACAGAAAGGCAUGAUUCUUUUCCAGGGGAACGGCCAAGCAUGAUUAGCAACUUGAGCGCUAAUACCAGGUCUUUUCUCUCUGAAGAUACCGACUGUUUUGAUAGCAGUGGCAUGUUUCACUGGUGUAAAGCAACCCCUUUGGACAACGUGAUUCUGAAACGAUCUGACAAGUCAAAACAUGAGUUUCGGAACCAUGUUGUAGCAUGUAUCUUCGGAGAUGCCCAGUCAACACUGAUGGGGCUUCGGAAUUUCGUAAUGCCCUUGAGAGCUAGCAACUAUACCCGGCAGGAGCUGAAGGACAUUGUGUUCAUCGGGUCUCUGGAUUACCUGCGGAGAGAAUGGCGAUUUCUCCGAAAUUUCCCCCAGAUAUACAUUCUGCCUGGAUCUGCACUCUAUUCUGGAGACCUCCGUGCAGUCAACAUAGAGGAAUGUUCCAUGUGCGCUGUAUUAUCCCCCCCAUCCAAGACAUCAAGCAGCCAGACACUGGUAGACACAGAGACCAUCAUGACCACCCUCAACCUAGGAUCACUGAGGAUAAGCUGCACUGCCCGGACACCGUCAGAGUCAGAGGGGAUGUCACAUUACUUUAGUGGAUGUUUUGGGCACUCAAAACACCGAAGAAUCCCCAUCCUCACUGAACUGAAAAAUCCUUCCAACAUCCACUUCAUUGAACAACUUAGUGGAAUGGAGGAGCACCUCCCGGGAACAAGACUGCAUCUCAGCACUUCCUUUUGCACAGGCACUGUCUUUUCUGGCAGUUUCUUGGAUUCCCUCCUGGCCACAGCCUUCUACAAUUAUCAUGUCCUGGAAUUUCUUCAGAUGCUGGUAACAGGAGGGAUAAGUUCUCAGAUGGAACAACAUUUGCGUAAGGAUAAGUUCCUUGGGCUGAUAGACAGCUCUACUACAAUUAUGUCUGGAAGAAGGCGGUGUAAGCUGGGGCUCCUGUCCUUAAACCAAACCAUUUUGUCAGACAUUCAACCAAAGAAGACCUUUGGGCAAGUUUUCUGUGGCUCAUUAGAUAAUUUUGGGAUCCUGUGCCUUGGCUUAUAUCGCAUGAUAGAUGAAGAGGAGCACAACCCGGAGCAUAAAAGGGGAGUAUGCGGAUUUGUGAUUACCCGGCCAGUCAAUGAUUUUAAGCUGCUGCCCUCAGAUCUUGUGUUUUGUGCCAUCCCUUUCGACAUUUCUUGCUACAAAAAAGACACUUCAUGUCAAGGUCCAUAUGAAACUGUAAAUAUAACGUCACCAAUAUCAGAGGUACCUCCAGACAUAAAUUACUCUUCCACAGUUGGCCCAUUUGACCUGAAGACACCACAACUAUCAAAUAUAUCAGUACAUACUUUGGAGUCAAAACGUUUGUCUGUUAGUGAUUCUAAGAGAACUGUUUUGACUCAGAAUGGUAAACCAUCACCCCAGACACAUCCAGAUGAAACCGUGGAAAAAAAUGGAAAAGAAAACAUGAUGGAGACCAUAGAGGAGAUCACUGAAUAG
Pteropus alecto (black flying fox) is the source of this 3423-nucleotide messenger RNA. It is a transcript of the gene KCNU1, whose product is annotated as potassium calcium-activated channel subfamily U member 1. Lineage: Eukaryota; Metazoa; Chordata; Mammalia; Chiroptera; Pteropodidae. Gene Ontology annotation, biological process: potassium ion transport; reproductive process; transmembrane transport. Gene Ontology annotation, cellular component: membrane. Gene Ontology annotation, molecular function: monoatomic ion channel activity. The transcript is spliced from 28 exons. The record is from RefSeq and is a predicted model, not a curated record. The coding region runs from base 1 to 3423 and encodes 1140 amino acids.